Psylliodes chrysocephalus is the source of this 1584-nucleotide messenger RNA. The record is from the annotation of a GenBank genome assembly. NCBI's taxonomy places the organism in Eukaryota, Metazoa, Arthropoda, Insecta, Coleoptera, Chrysomelidae.
AUGGCUGCAACGAAUUUGGUAUUUAAAAUGCCUCUAGAACCCCAUCCUUUGCCAUCUUUGGAAGACGAUGAAGAAUCUUUCGUUGUUUUGGGUCAGUCUAUGCCUGACUCAAAUGUCGAUGAAUAUAUGUCCACCCCUGUAGAUAUAUCCGUUAUUGCUGAAGCCAAAAGACUCAUUGACAGUGAACUGGAUGCCCUAAACUCGAUGAACAAUAAACCAGAUGAGAAAAAAGAAACAACAGAUGCUAAUAAAGAUAUUCCUACCCAAGAAUUACCAAAAAUGGAUACAUCAACUAAUCUUCCUUCAAUGCCUAACAUUGAAAAAGGCUUUGAAACUACAAACGCUAUUAGUAUUGCUUCAUUUUCUUCUGACAUGUCAUCCGAAGAAGUCCAAAAUAAAAUUUCACAGAUCAUUGAUGAAAAUAUUCGUCUUAAGGACACUAUUUUACAGAAUAACAUGUCUUUGAAAUCCCAAUACGAAAAAAUUUUAGCUUGGCAAGAGGACGUACAAAGAGUUCAUCAAAUCCAUAAAGAAAAACUUUCAGAUGCUAAACAGUUUAUAGACAAAUUAAAAAUGGAAAAAGAAAAUUUGAAACGAGAUUUGACUAAAGCUACUGAAGUGAACACUAAUUUGGAAGCAGAAAUUGUCGAACUUAAAAGGAGUUUAAAAGAGCAAGCGACAGCUAAAAAUGAAGUUUUACUUCAAAGGUCCGAUGACAAUAUAAAAGAAUUCCAGCUAGAUGUCGCCAACAAAAAAAUAAAGGAUCUAGAGGCAGCAGCUGAAAAGCUGUUAGCAGAAAACAAAAUGUAUGCCAGUAACAUGGCUAAAAUAAAAGAAGAUACGAAGAAGGAAAUGGACGACAUGCGAAAUCAAUUGGAAAAGUUAGCUUUGAACGAAAAUCAAGUAAAACUGAAAAUUGAAACAUUGAAUCCGGAAUUGGAAAAAUUGACUGAAGAACGAGAUUAUGCUAUUGGCAAAAUUGAAGAACUCCAGCAAAAGUUGGAGGCUAAAUUAAAAAGAGAGGAAGCUCUUCUGAUGACGACCAACACCUUAAAAGCACAACUAGAGCUAGGAAAUCAUUCUGAAGAAAUUGACAAUCUCCGAACGCAACUGGGCGAAACUCAGACUGCUUUGACGCAAAUAGAGUUUUCAAGAAAACAAGCCUAUUCACAAGUGUAUCAACUGACAGAGGAAUUAACACGACUAAAAUCUACAGAAAAUUGCAGUGACGAAAUUUGUGCUUUGAAAGUACAAUUGGAUGUUUACAAAACUGAUUUUGAAGAGGAGAGGCAUGCCAGAGAAGUGAUUAAAGAAGAGAAAGAUAAGAUAGAAGAAGACAUUCAAAACCUACAAAGGCGCAAUCAACAGCUUCAAGAAGAAAUCGAAAUGCUGAGAGGUGAACGUGAUUAUGUAGUAUAUCCCUCAAGAUCUGCACCACGAGAUCGAGUCCAAGAUCAACGUACGACAGCAAGUAGCAGUAGUAACGCUUUUAAAUGCCCAAAAUGCGAUUUUGGUUUCAAUGAUGUGAACAUGUUGCAAAAUCACGUAUACAGAUGCAUAGAACUGGACGAUCGUCUACCAUAG